CACUUAGAUUCUACUGCCGUAAACUACUUUACCUGUUCAGUUUUGCCCAAAAGUAAAGGGAAGAAAACACAAGCGUGAGGUGCUCGUCAUGGCAUACAGGCAUAGCGGGCGGGUUGAGUCUAUAAGGUUCUCAUGUGUUAUUUAAGAGCGCAGCGCCGCCCGCUCAUUUCUCAUUGUUUAGCUAAGAGUUUGAACGAACGACUGCAAAUCUACACACAAAGAGAGAGAUGGCAGAAACCGCCCCAGCCGCAACCGCCCCGCCGGCCAAAGCACCCAAGAAGAAGUCCGCUGCCAAAGCCAAGAAAGCAGGUCCAGCUGUCGGUGAUCUGAUCGUUAAAGCCGUGUCCGCGUCGAAGGAGAGGAGCGGUGUGUCUCUCGCCGCCCUGAAGAAAGCUCUCGCUGCCGGCGGCUACGACGUGGAGAAGAAGAACUCCCGCGUGAAGCUCGCUCUCAAGAGCCUGGUGACUAAAGGCACUCUGGUGCAGGUCAAAGGAACCGGCGCUUCUGGAUCCUUCAAGAUCAACAAGCAGCAAACCGAGACCAAGAAGAAGCCGGCGAAGAAAGCAGCUCCUAAAGCGAAGAAGCCCGCGGAAAAACCCCGCCUUGCCAAGAAGCCCAAGAGCGCAGCGGCAAAGAAGCCCGCCGCUAAGAAAUCCCCCAAGAAGGCCAAGAAACCCGCCGCUGCAGCCGCUAAGAAGACCACGAAGAGCCCCAAGAAGACAAAGAAACCCGCAGCGCCUAAGAAAGCAGUCAAGAGCCCCAAAAAGGCCAAGACUGCCAAACCCAAGACGGCAAAGCCUAAAGCUGCCAAGCCUAAAAAGGCAGCUCCCAAGAAGAAGUAAAAAACUUCUGUUUUAUUACCCAACGGCUCUUUUCAGAGCCACCCACAAACUCAAGUGAAAGAGAUAAACUUAUGGUGCUGUAAUUGAAUCGAUCUGCUCUUUUAAUCAUUACAGAAAUGAAAUAUCUGAAAUGCUUAAGUUUAAAGAAUUGUUUUACCACUUUUGUUAACCUUGCAAUGUUACACACACAUCGCCUGUGCCCUUGGAAA
Molecule: messenger RNA, 1051 nt
Organism: Cyprinus carpio (common carp)
Lineage: Eukaryota; Metazoa; Chordata; Actinopteri; Cypriniformes; Cyprinidae
Product: histone H1-like
Biological process (GO): negative regulation of DNA recombination; nucleosome assembly; chromosome condensation
Cellular component (GO): nucleus; nucleosome
Molecular function (GO): nucleosomal DNA binding; structural constituent of chromatin; double-stranded DNA binding
Source: RefSeq, a predicted model, not a curated record